Stylonychia lemnae is the source of this 1959-nucleotide messenger RNA. NCBI's taxonomy places the organism in Eukaryota, Ciliophora, Spirotrichea, Sporadotrichida, Oxytrichidae. The record is from the annotation of a GenBank genome assembly.
AUGUACAAUAAAGAAAACGAAUUCUUCGAUAAUGAUUAGUAGACUUAAUCUAAAGUAGUGAUUAAAAACUUGUAUUAGCUGCGAUAGCAGAGUGCAAAUAAGAACCGAGUAAUUUUUUCGCCUGCGGAGACUGAUAUUCACUCAUUAAACUUUGAUUAAAUUGAACCAAGCCAUAAUAACUAUCAGACGCACUAACAAUAAUAGCCCCAACAAUAUUUUUUGUCUAGCUAAAAUUUAUCAAAAUUCUAAAAUUUAACUGACAACAACGGCUUCAAGUUACUCCCAUUCACUAAUAAUGCAAACCAAUAUGAGCAUGUACCUCUAGGAAACAGCAAUAUUGACUACUUAGGCCAAAAUAUGGCAAGCAUCUCAUAGCCACAGCAUCUCCAAGAUUAAAUUACAAAUAUCACUUAAUUGAUAAAGUUAAUGCAAAAACAAGCUGAUGUCUUUGAAUAAUCACUCAAUAAAAACAGAGACGAAUUGAAGGAAUAGGAUAAGAGAGUUGACAAGAUUGAAAGAGAUGUAUUGCAAAUUAGAGAAAACAGCAAGAUAUCUAUUCUUGAAGAAAGACUCAACCUUAUUCAAGAUUAGAUCAAUGAUCAAUACAAGAUUCAAUUCAUGGAUGACAUUAAGAAAUCACUGGAAAGACAAAUGAAAGAGUAAGGAGAAUUUAUGAAAAAGGAAAUAGACGAUUUGAGAAAUAGGUUAAACAUGAUUGACGCUAAUAAUCUAGAAAAGGAUAAAUAAAGAUACAAUCUGAUCUAGCAAAGACUAAACACAUGGGUUGACACUGUAGAAAUUAAAAUAAACGAGAUAGAAAAGAGAUCUAUUAAUUAGCUCUAAAAAACAAGUUACAGACAGCAAAGAGAUAAUUCAUAGAUGCUAAUGGACAUUACUAGAGAUGCUGACAGAUCAAGUAUUUCUAAAUCUAAUGGGAAACAUCAACCAGGGAGAAGCUAAAACUCUGCAAAAAAAGAAACAUCUAAAGCGAGAGAUAAUAACUCGUCAUAGAUUAGAUAAUGUCAUAAUACUUCUAAUGAAAACCAUCGAAAGAGCUAAUCUAAGAAAAAAUAUAUUCCACUUAGAUCGCGAGAUUCAAGUGAGGCUAAAUCAUAAAAUGGAGUAAUUGUCAGAAGUUAAUCAGUCAAGUCAACUUUGAUACUAAGUGGAGGCGCUGGUGCAGGCUCUUAAAGAAUAUUAGGUUCUACUUUAGAUGCUUAAGAUUUGGAUUUUAAGAGUUUGUCAACUGAAAGAGCAAAUAACAGGUCAAGAAGAUAUGAUAGAGAGAGACAUAUUAAGUUCACUUAGCAAAAGGAUGUAUUUGAUUAGGAAUCAUUCGACAGUAGGCGAAUUCAACAGGAAUUCAAUAGAAUGAGGAAGAAAUCUAGAGAGGAUGCAUAGAAAAUAUAUUCAACUGAAGACCCAAGAGAACAUAGCAGAGAAAAACCUCAGGGUUCGAACUUUACUUAUUAAAACUACCAUAAUAACAGUGUGAAUUAGCCUAUAAGACAAAAUUACUCUACUGGAAAGCCAUCAAAGUAUUCUAAAAGACCUAAGAAUACAGGAAGCUAAGAACUAAGUGAAAACUCAGCUGCUGAUAAGUAUGGAUUUACAUUAAACUAACAGCAGAAGUUUAAGAAUUACUAUCAAGAUGAAUUUGAUCCAUCUUAGCAUUCACAGUCUAAGUUAUCAUUAGAUGGUGGUUCUUCUUACAAGAAUUACACAUAACAUAGAAUACCAUCUACUAACUAAUCUCAUUAACUAAGAGAUUAAUCUUCAUAAAAGAAAUCAUAGGUCAAAAUUUUCAAGUACACAGCAGCUAAUAGCUUGAAUAAUGCACCUUCUUCCAAAUAAAAGAAGGAAUAAAUGAUAAAAGAAGCUAUGGUUAGAAGACCGAAAGCUAAUGCAAGCAUGAUAGCUGGGACUAAGAAAGCAACCAAGAAUAGAUUUGAUAAAUGA